Acanthoscelides obtectus is the source of this 4322-nucleotide messenger RNA. Lineage: Eukaryota; Metazoa; Arthropoda; Insecta; Coleoptera; Chrysomelidae. The record is from the annotation of a GenBank genome assembly.
CUCAAAUUAAUGUCAUCCUAAUCACGCUCAUUCAGAAAUUCUCGUAGCUCAAAAUUUUCGUACAUUCCCGAAAUUUUUGUCUCUGUGAGUGUAGAGCCGUGUGCGUGUAGCCUCAGUCAUUAUGUUGAGAAACAGAUUGUAUAUGAUCGAGGUCCAUGUCAAUGAUUUGACCUUUAGGGCGGACUAUGGCACUUUUCCUCGAAGGAAAGAGGUCAUGUUCAAUAUCCAAUUCGAUCCAGCUGAAUUUGAAUGAUGGCCAGGAUGUAGUGGAAGGUUGCGACGACACUUUUGUCUCAAAACCUUAUUUAGACAAGAGGGGGCGCUAGAAUAAGUCAUCAAAUAAAGUGAUCCGCUUUUAAGUUGAACACUUUAACGUUGACAGGUCCCGUAAAGAACGUAAUAUCUUUGAACGUCGGCAAAACGUUCUUAUUUUCUACUGAGCCAAAACAAUUGAUAGACUCUUUGAAGACUCUCCCUCUAGAGGUAUCUCUGAAAGUCGAAAACAAGUUGGUGGGAACUGGUUUAAUUGCAUGGAAACAGGAUUUCAUCGAUAUGGCCAAAUUGUGUACAGACUCGGUGGUCAGGUCAUCGGUCUUGGAAGGAGUCAUUCCCAUGAAUAAAGGUGACGACAUAGUCGGAGGCGUAGAUAUCUUCUUGCGCAUGACAUGUUACGCUGAUGGACUGGAAACUGCUUACAGGAAAAACAAAAAUGGUACUUUCGACUUUAUUAAUAAGAAAAACGGUGCCACAUAUAAUUGCAAAAGCGAGUUGAGUUCAAAGGGGGAUCCACUAAUGUGCGCUAACCUCCAUGGAUCCAUGGUUUGUCCAAUAGGGGGCAAGAAAGAUUUGUCCUGGACAGAUUUAUUCGGAGGUACAGCAGUUUGCGUAAGACCGUCUAUGGUUGGUACUCUGAUGGAGGAAGAAACAUUGAGCGGUGGUGGUAACUUGGUAGAAAUCCUGGCACAAUCCAGUGCCUUCGAUAUUGUCUCGAUGGUAUUCCGGCCACCAGAGAACAAGUUUUUCGAUUUCUUCAAUAUGGUGUCCGUCCCUAGUGGACAAGAUGACAAGGGACGAAAGAUAAAUUCAGAGAUAGAGUUAUCUUCGACAAAAUAUAGAGAAGAGGAUGACCGGUUAUUGUUGACCUCUGAAAAAAUUGGAAGACAGUUGUGCAAGAACAAAGACUGUCCAGCAGCUGUUAAGUUCAAAGAAUACGGCAUAGGACCACUUGCUAAUGAGAAAUGUUUGGGCACCCUAUAUGGUGAAGUAGACCCGCCAUGCACGUACGGUUUGAGCAACACCUACGGAGUGAUGGAGAACUACGGUCCAUUCGGUGUGUAUUCCCGUCCAAAACGGCCAGACCAACCUUUCAUCCCGAAGCAACCUCCAGAAGCGGAUCCCGUACCGCCAAUGGAAGCUGAAGUCUAUCUGCCUCUAAAGAAGCCUUGUCCGGGAGCUCCCAAGCCUCCAUGUACCCCAAAGUUGUGUUGCGCCUGUUAUCGACAGAAGAAUGGUGGAGGUUUGAAACGAGGAAGUCCACACCAGGAAUUAAAUACAGUCGGUGGUUGUCGAGGAAUGCUAAAAGGAGGCAAUAACGCUGAUGCUACUCCAGUUCUCAGGCUGCGUGGAGGCGGAUCAGGAGAAUUCGCUGACCCACCAUUAGCAGAAUCCACACGUCUAAGUGUGCCAAAAACACCGCUAGCCGCAUCCACACGGAUUGAGCCGAGAUCACCAUUCCAAGAAUGCAAAUCUGUUAUGGAUCAAUUCGAUGCUGUCCUAGCUGCAUACAAAAGAGCUUUAGGACCCUGUGGUGAAGCCACAUGCCCUUACGCUCAGAGCAUAGCUGAAGAAAACUGCAGGAAAAUUUGCGAACAUCCCCCUAAAGAUUCGGACAGUAUAUCUUGUAGUGAGACACCUUGCAAUAUCGUACAGUGUUCAUACCAAGAACCUAGAAAGUUCGAUAUACCUGGAGGCUGUGGAUCUUUGAAGUGUGCAUAUACCAAAUACAAAUUAGGUCUAGUUGAUGACGAUGCCGCCCUAGAACUGGCCUGUCUACCUCCCGCAAUCUCCGGCAAGUGCGGUCACCAGAAGUGCCCGUACCCGUGGCCUUCGGAUCUGCUACCCAUCCAUUGGGAUUGCCCAGAACCGCUCCCUAAGGGACCUUGCAGGAAUCCCAACUGUCCACAUCAACCGGCGAAUCUCAGAAACAUCAAGUGUCCACCUCCAAAACCAGGACCUUGUGGAAAGGUGACAUGCCCUUUCGCAAUGCCAGAGCCGUGCGACAAGCCAAACUGCCCAUUUAGACCGAGACCGUGUCUAUUUUUAGAACAAGAAAAACUGAAAAAGAGACAACAAGAGCGUAGAGAAGUUCAAGAUGCAGGAGGUGUAGAAGUAUGCGAAAAUCCUGAAUGUCCAUUCGCACAGCAGGGUAAUCCUGUUGAGCAUGAUCCCAGAUACGAGGGUGAAUUUGAAUCAUGUGCAAACCCGGCUUGUCCACAUGCCCAAACACCUAGAAAGAAGAAGACCCGCGGUAGUCCAAAUUGUCCAUUUGCAGAUGAAGGGCCGAACGAGUGCGCGAACCCGCAAUGCCCUUUUGCACCGCCUUCUCCAAAGACCAACUUUUGUGGGAGUCCGCAGUGCCCACAUGCGCUUAAGCCAAAGGCUAAAGGGGACUUUAGUGGAAAUCUAGAUUGUCCAAAUGCUCCGAACCCAGCGGAAGUUGACUCUGGUAGCAAUCCUAAAUGUCCCUUCGCCGCUAAGCAGAAGAAAUCUGAAGAUAGCUUUUGCGGUAAUCCUGCAUGUCCUUACAACCCUCAACAAGAGAACACUUCUGACGAGGUUUGCGACAAUCCCAAAUGCCCAGCAAAGAAAAGGAAGAUAGAGCAAGAAGGUAUCUGUGAGAAUCCCGGCUGUGCCUAUCAGAAUUCUGACCAAUGCGCAACACUGUACGAUGACGAUCUUGACAACAAGCGGCCAUCCGAGGAGAAAUGCCCAAAGGUCGAGGCCAAAUGUGCUGAAGACGCUGGAGAUGUCUGUGACAAUCCGGAAUGUCCAUUUGGGAACAAUAAAGCAGGAGAAGAAUUCAUUUGCAGAGAUCCACUCUGCAUGUAUGCUCAACCCCUGGCUUCUUGUGGUAUUCCAGACUGCCCCUACGAACCAAUACCCUUUUUAUACUGUCCUAGCCGAAAAUUUCCUUCAAAUCGUCCUCCACCACCACAGUCAUCGCGAAGGUCAUCUUCUGCCUGCUAUAGGGAAGCCCAGCCUGGCGGAGAACCUGAGUGCGAUGGCGACGAAAAGCUACGCAAGGAUGAGUGCGAAAAUCGCAGACAAAGCUUUUCUUCGGCGAGAAGGACUAGUGCGACUCUUGAAGCAGGAGCUUCACGUCGCAGCAGUUCCAAGAAGACUGAACUGGCAGGACUGGAAAGAGGAGAUGCUGAAGGGAAGAAGAAGCACAGGAAAAAGAGAAGUGCAUUCGUUUAUAGUGUAGGAGAAAGAUAUCCUGGUGUGAAGGUUGGCCAUAAAGAAUGUGUUACUCCAGUAUUCAAUGUACCUCCAAAAAUGGGUUGGUUGUGGAAUGUUGGCACCAUGUACAGUCAGCCCCGUCGCGGUUGGCGUCCUGGAGCGAUCCAAAAGUCAAUCGCCCAACGAAUCCGCGCCCAUCGCCAAGCCAAAGGACUGGGCUACUUCCGGCCGCCCAAGUUCCGGAAAAGUAAAGGCGGGCUUGGUGACAGCACUGACGAGAUUCGCGUCCAUCCCAAACCGACGCUGCACAUUUGCAAGAAGGAUGGGGCCUACUUGAUUACCAUGAACCCUCUGAAAGAUCCAUACUCGCUGGUUGAGAAUGAGAAUCCGUACAUGGACUGCACGCCUAUGCAGUUUAGGAUUACCAAGAAUAAGAAUAAGGAAGACGGUGAUGAUGACUCGAAAAUGUGCACAUGUAAAGACGAUGAAGCGACUUCGUCUAGUGCCAGCGAACUAGACAUUGAGUUCACCCCACCAGCGGGAAUAAUUCAUCCUGAUAGGUUCAAGAAGAAGAAGAAUGUGGUGCACACUGACACCCAGUAUGAACCAGAUGACUUCGCGACGAAAAAAGAAAAAGGCGGAAAGGGGGGUAAAAAGGACAAAAAAGGAGGAAAGAGUGGUAAAGGGAAGAUAGGGAAGAAGUAGAUGAUACUUCCUGACAACCGGAUUAUCAUCUUUCAUCAUUCCCAAAACAAAGUGUUUUUCUCCAUUUUCGUAUGUCGUUUUAUGCUUCGGUCAUAUGUAAAAUAUCUAUGUGUGUGUGUCGGUAAGCAUGAAUAAAGUGUAAGUCUCGAUGUUUGUAG